Messenger RNA from Brassica oleracea var. oleracea, 1841 nucleotides. RefSeq lists its product as uncharacterized. The transcript is spliced from 10 exons. The record is from RefSeq and is a predicted model, not a curated record. Lineage: Eukaryota; Viridiplantae; Streptophyta; Magnoliopsida; Brassicales; Brassicaceae. Bases 90 to 1703 code for a protein of 537 amino acids. Gene Ontology annotation, cellular component: plasma membrane; plastoglobule.
UCUCUUCUAUUACCGAAACGGUGUCGUUUCUUACUGCAAGGCUUUGAUCGGAGUUCUCUAGCUUUCUCUGCUUCAGUCUCCGGCUAGCGAUGGCGGUCUCAGCUUUCCGUGGCGCGCGGUUACCCUUUCUUCACCAAUCUCAGCUUCCCGUCGCGAGGGGAAGUUCUAAGAAGAUGAUCGGAGGAAGAAAGUCGAACGCUUUCGUUAUCUCGGCGCAGUAUUCGCAGACGCAGGACCUUUUUACUUCUCGUCUUCAAAGCCGGAUUGAGAACUUGCCGAAGCUGGUUGAGGAUAUAGUUCAGACUUCGAUUAACACAGGUCCACGUGGUGCGUUGCGCCUUGUCCAAGGGGUCCAGGCCUUUGUUGGGGUUGGAGGAGAGUGGCUAACUGAUAUCUCUAAGUUAACAAGAGUGUCUGGUGGAUUACCAACUGAAAUGCAGCUUGGUCUACUCUCUCCUCUGUAUUUGAGGAAGCUCUUUGAACGCAUGGGAGCUACUUACAUUAAGCUGGGCCAGUUUAUAGCAUCUGCGCCGACUUUGUUCCCACCAGAAUACGUGGAAGAGUUUCAGAACUGCUUCGACAAAGCUCCUCCAGUACCGUUUGAAGAGAUUCGUAAAAUUUUGCAAGAGGAACUUGGGAGACCCAUAGAAAGCGUGUACGAAUAUGUUGACCCUACACCGCUUGCAUCAGCCUCAAUAGCACAAGUCCAUGGUGCAAGGCUUCGAGGCUCCCAAGAGGAUGUAGUGAUUAAGGUCUUGAAGCCUGGAAUAGAAGAUUUCUUGGUGGCGGAUCUGAACUUCAUCUACGUUGUUGCCCGUAUAUUUGAGUUCCUUAGUCCUGAGUUCAGCCGUACUUCACUGGUUGGUAUUGUCAAGGACAUUCGUGAGUCAAUGCUUGAAGAAGUAGAUUUCAACAAAGAGGCUCAGAACAUUGAAUCAUUUAAAAGAUAUCUUGAAUCCAUGGGGUUGUCAGGACAAGCCACUGCUCCAAGACUGUAUAAGCACUGCAGCAGCCGGCGGGUGCUUACAAUGGAGAGGCUAUAUGGAGUUCCUCUUACCGAUCUAGAUUCUAUUAGAUCGCUUGUUUCCAGUCCUGAAAACAGCCUUAUUACUGCUCUUAAUGUGUGGUUCGGAAGUUUACUUUCUUGUGAAAGUUUCCAUGCUGAUGUACAUGCAGGGAACUUAUGGCUGUUGCGUGAUGGCCGGAUUGGGUUUCUUGAUUUUGGCAUUGUUGGUCGGAUAUCACCCAAAACAUGGGAUGCUAUGGAAGUAUUUUUAGCGUCCAUUGCAACUGAAGAAUAUGAAUCCAUGGCCUCAGCUUUGAUUCAAAUGGGAGCCACAAAUAGAGAUGUUGAUGCCAAAGCUUUUGCAAGAGACCUGGAGAAGAUGUUCUCUUCUAUCCAGGAACUAGAUACAGAGAUAGUAGUGGCUACAGCUCGCGGACCAAACUCAGACAGAACUGCUGUUGCUGCUAACGUAGUUGUGGACGAGAGACAGAUGAAUGCUCUUUUCCUCGACCUGGUGAGGCUUAGCGAAUCAUAUGGGCUGAAGUUCCCGAGAGAGUUUGCACUUCUAAUGAAGCAGCUUCUGUAUUUCGAUCGGUACACAAGACUAUUAGCUCCAAACCUGAACAUGCUGCAGGAUCAGCGAAUCUCUGUCGUGUCCAACAGGAGGAUGAAUCGAUACAAGGACAGCUUCAACUAAGUUCAUAUACUCCACUUACUAGUGGUAAAGUCAAUAGUAGAUUGAUAAAAACCAGGAACGAUGAUGAAUUCAGUAUUGUUACAAACAUAUAACAAAUGCUACAUGACUAUAUAUACAACAGAUAUCUUUUGUGUAUAA